CUGUGGGGGAUGGCAGGGGUGGUAGGGGGCGGCGGGGGGGAGGGAGGGGCGGUGGGGGGCGCCAGGCGGAGGUCAGGGUGCUCCCGGCUGCCCCGCCCCGGCCUCCCCAGGUCACCAACAAGGGGGAGCCUGUCUUCCUGCACAAGAAGGAGAACCCGGUGACCAUGGCGGUGGCCUCCUCCUUCCCGGGGCUCCUGCUCCCGGACCUCGUCCUGCUGGCCCGGCCCGUCCAAAGCAAGAAGCAGCCUCCGCGGCUGGAGCUCACCAGGCUGCUGCCGGCACAGCUGGUCCGCCUGUUUGUCCACAGCGAGGCCGGAUGGAGGCUGAAGCUCCGCCUGGCCUCCGGCCGCAGUUUCUACCUGAGGCUGGUGGCCGAGCCGGCCGAGGGCUGCCUCCUGUUCAACCGCUGGCGCUUCCUGAUCUUCCUGAUGCAGGGGCCCAUCCCGGCCUGGGCCCGGAGCCCCGACGAGCAGGCCGCCCAGGACGAGAGCGCCCCGAUGUCCGCAGCGGAGGCCCCCCCCAAACGGAAGGAGGUGGCCUUCCCUCCCCAGUACCCCGUCCCGAGGACCAAGGGGAGCCCGGGCUGGACCUGGGACAAAGCACUGCACUACCCUGGGCCGCUCUCCCAACUGAUGGACCAGCAGAGCGCCCCGGCCCUCCCGGAAGUGAUGUCGAGAGCGGAAGCCGCCCCCAUGUCCUUCCGGUCCCAGCAGAAGCUCCCAGUCAGGAGAGAAGAGCAGCAGAAAUCAGAGCCCACCCUUUUCAGGAGGAGCACCCCGGGGAGCCUAGUGGAAGUGGAAGGGCAGCCGAGAGUCACCAUCCGGACUCUGUUCUCCACAAUUUCCGGGUCUCACCUGUCUAAGGCUGCCUCACCAGCGGAGACGUCCUCUUCAGGGCCCUCCAGGCCACCCUCCCAAGAGCACCCCCAGGAGCCGGGCACUGCCAACAAGCUGCCGCUCCCCCAAGAGCAGCCGCAGCCCCAGGAGCUCCCCCAAGAGCAGCCGCAGCCCCAGGAGCUCCCCCAAGAGCAGCCGCAGCCCCAGGAGUUCCCCCAAGACCAGCCGCAGCCCCAGGAGCUCCCCCAAGACCAGCCGCAGCCCCAAGAGCUCCCCCAAGACCAGCCGCAGCCCCAGGAGCUCCCCCAAGAGCAGCCGCAGCCCCAGGAGCUCCCCCAAGACCAGCCGCAGCCCCAGGAGCUCCCCCAAGAGCAGCCGCAGCCCCAAGAGCUCCCCCAAGACCAGCCGCAGCCCCAGGAGCUCCCCCAAGAGCAGCCGCAGCCCCAGGAGCUCCCCCAAGACCAGCUGCAGCCCCAGGAGCUCCCCCAAGACCAGCUGCAGCCGCAGCCCCAAGAGGGCCCCCAAGAGAGGCGCCAUUCCAAGAGGCACCACCACCACUCAAAACACCACCACCACCAUUCAAAAUGGCAGCAGCUCCCCCAAGAGCAGCCACAGCCCCGAAGGCUGUGCAAAUGCCCGAGCAUGCAGGAGCCGCCACUGCGGGUUAAGGUUCGGGAAACCUUAGGGGAGCCCAGAACACUGGCCGAAGGUCUUUUAAAAAAAAUUGAGGCCUGGGAUGCCUGGCGGUUCGGGUGGGUCCGCUGCCAGCCUCCGGAAGCCGCCGGGGUCGCCACAGAGCAGCCCAAGGACAACCCGAGGGACGGUCCGGAGCCCACCCAGGCCUCACAGCCCUGCGCCAGUUUCAAGGCUCUGAGGAAGGCUAUCCAGAAGCCACCGAGCUGGCUCACCAGAGCAUGGCAACAGGGCAAAAAGGUGGUCUGCACCUGUACCAGGGGCUCCAGCUAAUCCCCUGCCCAGGCCACCUAACUGCAUUAGAUUUUUUUUUAAUUUUUUUUAAAUAUAUUUUAUUUGAUUAUUUCCAAGCAUUAUUCAUUAAAGACAUAGAUCAUUUUCUUUUCCUCCCCCCACCCCCACCCCCCAUAGCCAAUGCGUAAGUCCACUGGUUAUUACAUGUUUUCUUGAUUUGAA
Monodelphis domestica (gray short-tailed opossum) is the source of this 1985-nucleotide messenger RNA. The record is from RefSeq and is a predicted model, not a curated record. NCBI's taxonomy places the organism in Eukaryota, Metazoa, Chordata, Mammalia, Didelphimorphia, Didelphidae.